UGAUCGCCGGUGCGCUGUGUCUCUCGGACACAGCGGAUCAUGGAAAGAGCCAUAGAUGUUGGCUCGGUCAUGUGAUCAGCUGUGUCCAAUCACAGCUGAUCACAUGGCAAUGAUGAUCAGUGUGCCCUGAUGAUCAGUGUGGCCCCAGAAGUGCCACCUGUCAGUGCUCAUCAGUGCCACGUGCCAGUGCCCAUCAGUGCCAAGUGCCAGUGCCCAUCAGUGCCACAUCAAUGCCACAUAUCAGUGCCAGUCAGUGCCACCUAUCAAUGCCAAUCAGUGCCACCUAUCAGUGCUGACAAUCAGUGCCACCUAUGAGUGCCAGUCAGUGUCACCUAUCAGUGCGCAUCAGUGCCAGUCAGUACCACCUAUCAGUGUCAGUCAGUGCCGCCUAA
Messenger RNA from Staurois parvus, 392 nucleotides. Lineage: Eukaryota; Metazoa; Chordata; Amphibia; Anura; Ranidae. The record is from the annotation of a GenBank genome assembly.